Messenger RNA from Clonostachys rhizophaga, 1386 nucleotides. The record is from the annotation of a GenBank genome assembly. NCBI's taxonomy places the organism in Eukaryota, Fungi, Ascomycota, Sordariomycetes, Hypocreales, Bionectriaceae.
AUGGAUUUCAACAGCUCAUCUCCCUUCCCCGAGGGGGUGAUCUCUUUCUUGGACACCGAUCUGUACAAGUUGACCAUGCAGUGUGCCGUGUACAAGUUCUUUCGCGACAUCCCCGUGACGUAUGCCUAUACGAAUCGCACUCCGGACAAGAAGCUCUCGCGCGCCGCUUUUAAUUGGCUCGACGAGCAGAUCCGAAAGCUUGGCAACAUAUCCCUGUCGGACGAAGAAUACGACUUCCUCAAGUCUACCUGCGACUACUUGACCCCCGAGUACCUACAGUUUCUGCGUGAGUUCCGACUACGGCCCCGGGAGCAAGUCGUAGCUACAUUCACACCGGUCGGCGACGAUGACGGGUCCGACAGCGUCAUUGGUGACACCGACAUCAAAAUCCAAGGCACCUGGGUCGACACCAUCUUGUACGAGAUCCCGAUCCUCGCGCUGACCUCCGAAGCCUACUUCAAGUUUAUCGACUCGGACUGGAGCUACGAGGGGCAGGAGGAGAAGGCCCUGGACAAGGGAAUCAAGCUGUUGGAGGCCGGCUGCAUCACUUCAGAGUUCGGCACUCGACGGCGACGUGAUUACCACACCCAGGCUCUCGUCUUCCGCGGUCUGGUCAAGGCAUCCAAAGAGGCAGAGAAGCGAGGCCUGCCAGGAAAGCUGUCCGGAACAAGCAACGUCCAUCUUGCUAUGCGAUUCAACAUCCCACCUGUUGGUACCGUGGCCCACGAGUGGUUCAUGGGGACUGCAGCCAUUGUUGGUGACUACAGGGCGGCCACAGAAGAGGCGCUGGCUCGAUGGGUCGGCUGCUUUGGAAACAAGCUAGCCAUUGCUCUCACGGACACUUUCGGGACACAAGACUUCCUCAAAGCCUUCAGCCUGCCAGUCCGGGCUGUCGAGGGUGGGCUCCCUGCCGAGACGUUCCAGAAUGCCGACGGCACCACCAAGACGUAUGCGGAACUGUUCACAGGCGUUCGCCAGGACUCGGGGGACCCCGCCGAGUACAUCAAGGUUCUGCGAAGGUACUACGACGAGCAGGGCAUCAAGACCAAGAAGGUCAUCGUCUUCUCCGACUCGCUCAACAUUGAUCGCUGCCUCGAGUACAAGAAACUGUCCGAGCAGUACGACUUCCAGCCCACAUUUGGUGUCGGCACCUACCUGACCAACGACUUUACCCGCCUGAAGACGGGCGUCAAGUCCACGCCCCUGAACAUUGUAAUAAAGUUGAGUUCUGCGAGCGGAAGACCCGCCAUCAAAAUCAGUGAUAAUGCCGGAAAGAACACCGGAGACAAGGAGACCGUAGAGAAAGUGAAGAGGGAGCUCGGCUAUAUUGAGCGCGAAUGGAAGGACGGCGACGAGACAUCCAGAUGGGGCAAGGAUGCCAAAUAA